AUGUACGUGUUAUGGAGUCUAGCCCUUCCCCUGCUGGUGCAGUGCCAUGUUAUUAACCAGAAUUUCUUGCCGCUGGACUGUCAGGACAUUUUCAAUAACGGCUCCAUCCACAGUGGAGUUUAUACCAUCUACCCUGUAGGCCCGAAGAGACCGCUGCAGGUGUACUGUGAUAUGGGCUGCACUGAAAAUGAUGAACGCAGUGAAGGGAAAUGGACAGUGAUACAGAAAAGAACUGAUGGCACUGUGAAUUUCUACCGGCCAUGGGAAGCGUAUAAACAUGGCUUUGGAGACACCGCAGGCGAAUAUUGGCUUGGUCUUGAGAACAUAUUUUUGAUCACGUGGCGAGAGAAGCACGAGCUGAGGGUGGACCUUGAAGAUUUCGAGCACGCAAAAGUUUAUGCGAGAUACACGUCUUUCUACAUCGAUGCCGAGUCGGAGAAGUACAUGCUGCACGUCUCUGGAUUCAUCAACGGAGGUGCAGGAGACUCUUUAGCGUAUCACAACGGGAAAGCAUUUGGAACUUUCGACAAAGACAUCAACAACUGUGCAAAGACAUAUGAAGGAGGAUUUUGGUUUGAUAACUGCCACCAUUCCAACCCCAAUGGUGUGUACAAAUGGGGAAGCGGGGUACCUGCAUAUACAGGAAUUUACUGGAAUCACUGGAAAGGUGCCUACUACUCUUUAAAGUCGAUAACCAUGAAGAUAAGACGUGUGUUUUUGCCAGAAUUUGAACAAUAGCACCAGGAGAUCCAGAGCUGAAAUUCCCAAUCCUGAAUUUUAUUAUUCAGCCAAAUGUUAUAAAUAUAUUGAAAUGAGCUUGUUAUAGAUGUCUGGUUAAAGAUGAGCGAACCAUGAAACCUAAACAAUGCAGGAACAUGUCUGACAAACAAAGUGUUCUCAAAUAUCAUGGUCAA
Messenger RNA from Silurus meridionalis, 914 nucleotides. Its product is annotated as microfibril-associated glycoprotein 4-like. NCBI's taxonomy places the organism in Eukaryota, Metazoa, Chordata, Actinopteri, Siluriformes, Siluridae. Gene Ontology annotation, biological process: elastic fiber assembly. The record is from RefSeq and is a predicted model, not a curated record. The transcript is spliced from 4 exons. The coding region runs from base 1 to 738 and encodes 245 amino acids.